Messenger RNA from Neodiprion fabricii, 4294 nucleotides. Its product is annotated as aladin-like. Gene Ontology annotation, molecular function: protein binding. Gene Ontology annotation, biological process: nucleocytoplasmic transport. Gene Ontology annotation, cellular component: nuclear pore. Lineage: Eukaryota; Metazoa; Arthropoda; Insecta; Hymenoptera; Diprionidae. The transcript has 7 exons. The record is from RefSeq and is a predicted model, not a curated record. The coding region runs from base 248 to 1798 and encodes 516 amino acids.
CGUGAAACAAGUCAACGAACAAGUGUUCCAAUUUGGCGCGAAGAUUAAUUUCAAAGUAUUCAGCAAUGGUGAUUCGCAUAAGUAAAGUGAUUUUUUUUACACAACUCAUCUGAUAUUAUUGGUAAAAAUAUGUCAUCCUAAAUAUUUGUCUGUAGUUGUGUUACAAUACAGUAAACGUUUUAUUUACAUACUAUCUCAAGCCAAGCCAAAAUUCACUGCAUUUCACACUCACGUCUAAGUAAGAGCCAUGAAGUUAUUCCAAACGCCUUCACUUGGGGAUUUUAAACCUCCUUUGCUCAAUGAUGAGGCAACUGUUGGUUUGGUUGACGGUAGCCUGCGGUACGUGGAUCGCGAACAUUUGAAUAUAUGCAUGCAGUCGUAUGCUGCUUACCUACUCGAUCAUCCCAAUGCAACUGUGAGCUCUGAUAUGCUUGCAAUACGAGAAGCUGGUAAUGGUAUUUCGGCCAAAGAUAUGUUUUUACCGGUUCAGGAAAGUGCUUUGAAAAAAAUUGCAAGCGUGUGGCGUGACAAGGGUUUCAUCGAGGCAGUUCACGCAACUGCAGAAGAGGAUCCGGCACAGGUUACAAAAAUCUUACACUGGAUAACUACAAGAUUAUCUCGCCUGUUUGAUUUGGUGGACAAGCUAGCAUUCUGGAAUGAGGGAUUACCGAUGCUAACUUAUGGUUCCGCAGCUGAUAUAGCUAUCACACGUGACUGGGCUACUGCCAUUGUUCGUUGUUUAGCCUGGCAUCCACAUUGUACACGUCUUGCUUUAGCAACACGAGACGAUAGGAUUCGUGUGUUCUGCAAGAACGUGCAGGGCGCAGCAGUUCUGAGACACAGCUUUCAAAAAUCCGUAUCUUGUUUGACUUGGAGGCCCAAUUCUGGUAGAGAGUUGGCCGCUGCUUGUCAGAUGGGGAUUUUAAUCUGGAAAGUAGAAUUGGGAGCAGCUAGCAGUUCGCUGAGUCAAGCACUGACUCUCCGACAAAGAGGACAUGCCCCAGUCACAAGCGUUGCUUGGAAUCCACAGGGUGACUUAUUGGUAUCUUGCUCUCCAGCAAAUAACAAUAUGUAUAUCUGGGAUACAUCUAGAGAAUUGGCAGUCCCUUUAAAAUGUGUCAGAGGGGGCGGACUCUGCUUUGCGAGAUGGUCUCACUGUGGUUCUAGGCUACUGGCAGCAUCCACUCAUUCUGUCUUCAGAAUAUGGAACACUGGAGACGGCUCAUCUUGGAAAUCCGAAAAGUGGAUGGUCCCAAACGGUCGGGUUGCUGCAGCUUGUUUCGGGCCAGAUCUUACGCUUUUAUUUGUUUCAACCGAAGUUCCAGAGAUAGUAUUUUCACUGCCAUUACAAGAAAAUAUUUUUGACUUGAAAAAUUCAGGUGUAAAUAACGACGUUAAAGCUGCCACGGCUAUAAUUGAUCUGAAAAAAACAAUUUUAUAUUCCGAUCAGCAUGAACAACAAUGUCUUGGAGGUCGAGUGAUAGCUAUGGAGUGGGAUCCUACAGGAAAAUAUCUUGCCAUUAUAUUUCGGGAUAGUCCAAUCGUUGUCGUGUUUGCAAUGAAACUGCAGGCAGGUUCAAUAGCAGCUGACGCAGCUGAAGGGUGCUUGAUUAAAGGCUUUCCUGGAGAGGUACCGAAUUGUAUGAACUUCCAGCAGGACUUUGACUCUAAUUCUGACUUUGGAGGCGCUUGCCUGACAAUCGCGUGGUCAAGUGGAAGGGUUCAACAUUUUCCAUUAGUCAAUUCCAACAGUGUUGUGCAUUCCAGCUUUACCACGAAUCACUUGUAUAUAAGUUAAAAAUCCAGGUCAUUAAUUUGUCACUGAGAAAAUGAAUUGUGAUACCAUGAUAUAGAUGUAAAACUAGAUCGUCACUCAGGCAUAACCGUAUUUUUAUAAUUCCAAGUUUGAUUUUUUUGAGAAUCAAUCACUGUCUUGUCCAUCCUUAUAAUAAAAUACGUGCAGUAUAUCUUAUGUAACACCUUGAACUAGUUAUGUGCCAUUUGAAUCAAUUUCGUUAUUAUGAAUACAUGUGUAUACAAUAUCAAUAUGAGUUACAUUUGUUAUUUGUACUUAGAUUUCAAAGACAUUGAAAACAGAAAAUUAAUAAAUAACAUUUUUACAUGGGUUGUUGGAAUUUUCUCAACGUACAAUAAUAGUUUGCUACCUUUUAUUGAAAAUUGUAAAACAAAUUUUAUCAUGCUUUCAGGAUCACGCUAAAAAACUGUUUCUGUUGUUUUCAAAAUCGUUGACAAACAUGUUAUAUAACGUGAGCGAAUUAACGCAUUUUGGUUACGAAUUUUGAAUUCAUUAUUCAGUGCUCAAUUAUGGGAUAUGAGCUACGAGGAAUUGUUCGAGAUUGGGAUUCAGUUGUCUUAAUAUAACUAGAAAUUUUGCUACUUGUAUCAUACCAUAUACAUGUAUUUUGUGAUUGUAAGUAGUACUUUUACUAUAAAAACAAUGGAAACUGAAAUUAUGCGUUCUUUGGCUAGUUCCAAACUACAUGAAUUAACGAAUUAAUUUGCAUACGAAUAUUCGUCAUAAACGUUAAUCCGCAUCUAAAACUCAAAACAUUGUUUUUCAAUUUCAUAUUUAAAAGGUAUCAGUGAGAAAUCUGUUCUUAGUAUAAAAUUUUUAUUAUACCAUUGAAUGAAAAUACAACAAUUUAGUAUUCAUUUCUCGCUUGCAUAUAUUAACCAAAUCUGUAUUAUGUGAUUAGAUUUAUAGUUAUGCAUUACAUGUUUUAGAAAACAAUUUCGUAAUCUUGUUACAGUAUUGUAAUUAAUUGUUUAUUGGUUGGUGUUCACUUUGUUGGAAAAUAUAUGCAAUUUUUAAUAUACUCUUUUACAUUCAUUACUCUAACACGAUUAUCAUCGUUCUACAUGAAUUUGUUUAAAAAAUACAUUUCGAGUUAUAUAUUCGACUCAUUUUACAAUACGUAUAUAUAUAUAUAUAUACAUACAUACCUAUAUAUAUAUAUAUAUAUAUGUGUGUGUAUAUUAUUACCCCAAUGAAUUUGGGUUAUACAAUCGCAAAAAAAUUUUAAAAAUGAUCGAUUUAAUAGAAUUUUAUACACUUUUCUACUACAAAAAAACUAAAUUACCAUCAAGUUUCGAACGAUACACUCGUACACUCAUGUUCUCGAAGUAAAACAGUACACUAAUUAAUGAACAAUUAACGCAUAGACCGAAUAGUGGAAACAAAUAUCUCGCAUGUUCAUAAUUUACGGUAGAUAAUAUUUAUUUAUUUAUUUAUCUAUAGGGUGUUUCGUUUGUGUAAAAAAUUUGCAACAUCAUUUAUUCAGUUAUAAAUAUUAAAAAUUCUAAGUAUACAAGAAAAUAGAGCCCAGAAUUUGUUUGCAGAGCUAGCGAUAUUUGUAAUAAGAAUUAUUCAAGUGGAAGAUACAUGAAACUUUCUGGAAAACAUAAAAAAUUUGUUUCAGUAUUCUUACAUUUCAUCGUUUAUGAAUAUGUGGUACUAUUGUUGUAGAACUGAGGUGAAAAAUGUAAUUAGUGACGUGAACAUAGUAUAUGUAUUCGAUUCUGGGACGUUAGUAAUAUAUAUUGUUCUGAGUUUGAUUUACACCAUUAUUAGCAAAUUGUUAGUUAUGCUUUGUCGACCGGUUGCAUCUUAAUAUUCAAGACACGAUUGUACUCAUAAUGUUAUCAACGAAAGGGAUGAAAUCUUUUAUACAUAUUAUCAGUCCAAAAAUUUCGUAGAAUAUAAUUCAAUAAUUAACAAUUAUCAUAUUGGUCGUAUAUUAUUAUUCAUCACCCACAGUUCCCACUUAAAGCAUUUAAAAAUAGUUCAUCAAUAUUUCAACUUCGAUAAUAAUUUAAUAUCUCAGCAUUAUGAUCUACAUCGCAAUAAUUAAAAUUAAAUAAUCAUAAAAAUUCAAAUUAAGCAGUUUCUACUUAAUAAUGACAAUGAUAACACAUAUUACUAGAAACAUAACAUUGGUAGCAGUAGUGACUUAAUGAAAACCUAAAUUGUACUAAGAAUCAACUAAAUUGCUAUAUUACCAAAGGCGGAUAGAAUAGUUCCUAGAAUAACAAUUCCAAUUUUUGCUCGAUAUCUUUUGUAACAUUUCGGUUAAUUACAUGGAAUCGAUUACUUAAGUAACUAAUGGCUUAAAUCCCGUGCUCUGGUAUUUAAGAUUAACCUUUGGGAACAAAUCAUCGGUAAUAUUAUUCCGUAGUAUGUGACAGCCAACGCAAUGUGUUUUAAAGAUCUGGAAACAUCAUUUAUUAAAGAGCAAUAAAAAUUUCUCACAUCUUCACAAACUGGUACAACGUU